AUGAAAUGUGGUUUUCGCCUUGCCUUGUGCAUUUCGCUGGUGCUCUUGGUCCCCUUGUAUCUGGUCAAGGUCCACCUGGAGGACCUCUGUGACCAGUAUCGCGCAGGCGCAUACUUGGUCGAUUGGCUGCAUAUCAACUCUCCCGAAUACGAAGGCGUGCUACCCAAACAUGACCCUUCGGGCGACAAGGUCAUUGUCAUGGCGAAGCUGGAGGAGGAGCCUACGGAGUGGGUCAAGGCAGAACUUCCAGACUGGGAACGCGCAAUCUACAUUGUCAAUCCGACGAGAGCGACGGCGGCCGAUGAGCACAAGCUCAAGACGCCCCUCAAUAAAGGCCACGAGUCUAUGGCUUACCUCACCUACUUGAUCGACCAUUACGACCAGCUCCCUGCGACCAUCGCCUUUUUACAUGCCCACCGCGGGGGGUUUUUUAUGGCAUGGCAUGUGGACGCGCCCCUGCACGACAACGUCGCGGCCAUGCGAUCGUUGCAACUCGACUUCGUCCAGCAAAACGGAUACGUCAACCUGCGCUGCAAUUGGAAUCCCGGAUGCAAGGAAGCACACCGCAUCAAUCGGCACGUUACCGAGACCGUGUGGCAGGAGGUAUUUGAAGGGACGAGCACGCCGCCCCUCAACGCCACAGUAUCAGCAGGUCUUGCGGAGAACGGAGCGUUGGAUGCGGCGCAAAACCAAAAGUUUCUGCCGAAACCCAAGGAAAUCGGGGCUGCCUGUUGCGCGCAGUUCGCCGUGUCGCGAGAGCAGGUGCUGCAGCGACCGCGAGAGGACUACGUCAAGUUCCGACAAUGGAUUAUAGACACAGACCGCGACGAUUCCAGCAGCGGGCGGAUUAUGGAAUUCCUGUGGCAUGUCAUCUUUGGCAAGGGAUCUGUGUACUGUCCAGAUCCGGAGGUCUGCUACUGUCAGGUCUACGGAAGAUGUUGA
Molecule: messenger RNA, 942 nt
Organism: Aspergillus steynii IBT 23096
Lineage: Eukaryota; Fungi; Ascomycota; Eurotiomycetes; Eurotiales; Aspergillaceae
Product: DUF3431 domain-containing protein
Exons: 3
Coding region: 1-942 (313 amino acids)
Source: RefSeq, a predicted model, not a curated record